Molecule: messenger RNA, 1614 nt
Organism: Staurois parvus
Lineage: Eukaryota; Metazoa; Chordata; Amphibia; Anura; Ranidae
Source: the annotation of a GenBank genome assembly
AUGAACAUCCGUCUGGGGUUUGGGAUCUGUGAUGAGGAAAUAAAUUUCCGCUCAAAGAGGAAAAAGCUUGUAGCUGACACAUUAAAGAAAGUUUUGAAUCUUGAUCGAGACCUGCAAGAGCACGAGGUUCCUGUGAUUGCUGUUGCAGCAACAGGUGGAGGUGUGAGAGCAAUGACUUCCCUUCUUGGCUCCCUCAUAGCACUAAAGAAACUGAAUCUCUUGGACUGUGUGUCCUACAUCACUGGAACAUCUGGAUCCACAUGGGCAAUGAGUAAAUUAUAUGCAGAUGCCAACUGGUCACAGAAAGAUCUAUCUGAAACAGUAGAAGAUGCUCGCAGGAAUGUGACCAAAAGCAAGAUGUCUACCUUUUCCUUGGAUAGUCUAGCUUUCUUUCAAUCCGAACUGAACAAGAGGGAAGAUAUGGGCUAUAAGACAUCUUUCACAGAUUUAUGGGGACUGGCUAUUGAGUCCAUGAUGUGUGAUAAGGUGAAUGAAAACACACUGACAGAUCAGAGGAAAGCUCUGUGUAAUGGACAGAACCCUCUCCCUAUAUAUCUAUCCAUGAAUGUCAAACCGAAUGAGAACUCCACGUUGGAUUAUAAAGAGUGGUGUGAAUUCUCCCCUUAUGAAGUUGGACUGCUGAAAUAUGGAGCCUUCAUACGUUCUGAAGACUUUGGCAGUGAAUUCUUUAUGGGCAGAAAAACAACAGUUCUUCCAGAGUCCAGAAUCUGCUUCCUUCAGGGGUUGUGGAGUAAUGUCUUCUCUAUUAAUCUGCUGGAUGCCUGGUAUGCGGCUGUAAGCUCAGAACACUUUUGGCACAGGUUCACCAGAGACAAUGUGCUUGACUUGGAUGAAGAAUCCAUAAAGAGGAGAAGAGCCUCAGCCUGCCUGGACACACGCCUUCUGCAACCAGCAGGGGAGUUCAGCCGCAGAGUGCGAGGGGUUCUUACUAACCGCCCUCUUGAUGGAGAACAUCAUAAUUUCCUAAGAGGAUUACAGAUGCAUCCAGAUUACGUUACAGAGAAUGGCUUCUGUACAUUUGAUGGCACAGAAUUAGAUAAUUCCCCUAACAACCUGACCCCCUGUGCAGAAGACCUCUGCCUGGUGGACUGUGCAUAUUACAUCAAUGCGAGCUUCCCACCACUGUUACGAGAAGAACGCAAAGUGGACAUGAUCAUGUCAUUUGAUUAUGGACUCUCAGAUAAAUUCAAAUCAGUGGUGCAAACUAAAGAAUACUGUACUGCUCAUAAUCUCACUUUCCCCAAAAUCGAAGUGACUGCAGAGGACAGGAAGAACCCCAAGGAAUGCUAUGUUUUCUCAGACUGCGCCUUCCCAGACUUUCCCAUCAUCAUGCACUUUCCAUUAGUAAAUGACACAUUCAGGAAGUACAAACAGCCAGGUGUUGAGAGAGAAACUGAUCAGGAGAAGGAGGAAGGAAAUGUUCCCUUGUCUGGCCUGUUUUCACCUUACAAAGUGUUCCGGUUAACAUACAGUGAAGAAGAUUUUGAGAAACUGAUAAAGCUGACAGAAUACAAUGUGCUGAACAACGUGGAGGCCAUCCUGCAGACCCUGCGUGACGUAAUUGAACGCAAACAGAAUUGUAGCAACAGCUGA